AUGGUGAACGUGAACAACUUCUUCUUCACACUAGGCGAAGUCUAUGCAGCUUGGUUGCUCUGGGCCUUCUUGAAAGACUUGAAGCAAACCAGCGACGAGGAGAGUUGGCGCUACGUCACAGCACUGGCCGUCAGUCCGGCCUUGCUAAUCCUGCCCUUCGCCGUGCUGCUCUUAUACGAGUCGCCGCACUACCUAGUUGUUUGUGGGAAGCACGACCAGGCUUUGGCCGUGGUUCGCAGUAUGGCUGCGCAGAACGGACAGUCCCAGGCUGUUGCCCAGGUGGAGGCUUCCGCGAGGAUGGGCCUGGCUGGUGCGGAGGUAUUUCGCCCCACAUCCCGUUCGAGAUUGUUGCCGCAGCAGGCCGGGGCCGGAGAUGAAGCUUGCCAGGGGUGGAUUGAUGUUCUCAUACGAUCAGAGUUUGGGACCAUCAUUGUGGGUGGCUGCUACAUCUGCUUCGUAGCCAACUUCCUCUUCUUCGGCCUCACCUAUGCGAUGCCUCAAGUUUUCAGGGUCAUGCAGUCGCCGUUCCAUCCGGCCACGCAAGUUCUGGUGGUCACCAGCGCGGACAUUCCAGCGUGCCUCCUCUCGAGUGUUCUCAUUCGCUCCAAGGCAUAUGGCCAUAGGGACAGCCUCUCCGCCCUGGCCAUCGUGCUUGCAAUGCUCCUGCCCACACUCAUCAUCCUUGAGCUUGGUGAUGUUGGGAUCGUCUCUGCUGCGAUCUACGCGUCCUACUUGGCCAAGUGUGCUGUCACUGCGUUCUUCACGAUCGCAUAUGCCAGAGACUGA
Molecule: messenger RNA, 786 nt
Organism: Symbiodinium sp. CCMP2456
Lineage: Eukaryota; Dinophyceae; Suessiales; Symbiodiniaceae
Source: the annotation of a GenBank genome assembly